GUGACAACAAAUAACGUGACUUGGUUCAUUUUUAAGUCCUCCAUGCAUUUUGUUUUUAAUUACAUGUUACAGAAAUUAGAAGCAUUAAAAUGUGGAGCAUUUUAUAGAGGAUUAGAGGAUCAGCAAAUUUAUUUGUUAAAAAUUCGAUAUGUCUCUAUCUAAGUAUUCGUCCACCCAGGAAACAACGAAUAUUGCUCGACUGGCACGGCUUAUACUGGGUCCCUGUACCGACGCAUUGCGUGACAUUUUGAAAACAGUAGUUUUGCCAUCAGAUUUGUCGAAAAGAGUUAAAGAAUACACAGACAAACAAUUUAAACUAAAAAGAAAUCCACUCACUAAAUCACAAUUAGAAAUCAUUUUCCCUUCACCACAGACAACAUACAGUGGGGAUUAUUCAGAAUUUGACAUAUCUUUAUUGUAUUUGCUUCUAAGGAAUGUUAGUAAAAUACCCCCGCAUUCGGAAGGUUGGGGAGAAAUUCCCAAACCCGGCGAUAGAAGUGUUGCAGCAAACAUUGAGAGGCUUCGCCUUGUCAGAAACAAAUAUUACGGACACGCUGCAGAUUCAUCUCUUUCCGAAUCAAAUUUUGGAACGGAAUGGCGGAACAUCCGAGAUAUCGUUGUAGAACUAGGGUACCACCUUGGAACCUCGGUGAGGUACCAGGACGCCGUCAACACAAUAAUAACUUGUUCAAUGGACCCCGAACAAGAGAAAAAAUACAUCGAGUUACUUGGAGAUGUGAGAGAAUUUCAUAAAACUGUAGACAAUCUUUCAACUCAAAUCCAGACUAUCCAGAGAGAGUUGAUACUGCCCCAAGAUCCAAGAAUUGCUAAAAUGAUCGAAACAACCCGAAAAAUGAUAACGAUGCAUCAUGAAGAUAUAAGCCAUUGAUUAGUAAUAACUCAUGCAUUUGACAAAGCAAAGGAGCUGAUAAAUACUAAUGGCUUCGUGGUUCUUAAGGGAAACCCCGAAACUGGAAAAACAACGAUUGCCAAAUAUUUAUUGAAGCAACUAAUGGAGGACGGAAAACCUCCUCUUCAACUAAAUAAAUUCUCAGACUUGUAGGGAAGCAUUUCACCCGGAAAUGGUAUUGUAGUUUAUAUUGAUAAUGUGUUUGGGGAAUGGUCUUUUUUGAACAGUGAUGCUCAAGAAUUUACAUCAACAACCGAGAAAAUAAAAGC
This is a messenger RNA of Saccostrea cuccullata (small rock oyster), 1179 nucleotides long. RefSeq names its product E3 ubiquitin-protein ligase DZIP3-like. Lineage: Eukaryota; Metazoa; Mollusca; Bivalvia; Ostreida; Ostreidae. The transcript has 5 exons. The record is from RefSeq and is a predicted model, not a curated record. The coding region runs from base 149 to 889 and encodes 246 amino acids.